AGAAACUUUUAGAUGGUGUAUUGUUUAGACCAUUUUCAGUAAUGGUAGAAACAAUUAAAAUAUUUGUAUAUGGAUUAGGAAUAUCCAAUAAAAUUAUUGCACAAUUUGAAGGAAAAACACCUGAUGAAGUGUGGGCCAAAACAAACUUAUUAAAAAAAUUUAGUGGUGAUGAACUUUUCAGUCUAAAGGAUCCUAUUACUCAAAAAAAAUUGACAGAUCAUCAAAAACUUACCUGUACAUCUAAGGAUUGGAAUAAUUUAAAUAUCAUGGAACCUUUGUACUUAUAUCAUUUAAAGUCACGUACAUUAGCUGAUGUCAAUUG
Entrophospora candida is the source of this 322-nucleotide messenger RNA. The record is from the annotation of a GenBank genome assembly. NCBI's taxonomy places the organism in Eukaryota, Fungi, Glomeromycota, Glomeromycetes, Entrophosporales, Entrophosporaceae.